This is a messenger RNA of Phacochoerus africanus (Common warthog), 2235 nucleotides long. RefSeq names its product calcium release activated channel regulator 2B (gene CRACR2B). Gene Ontology annotation, molecular function: calcium ion binding. The record is from RefSeq and is a predicted model, not a curated record. The transcript has 10 exons. NCBI's taxonomy places the organism in Eukaryota, Metazoa, Chordata, Mammalia, Artiodactyla, Suidae. Bases 267 to 1997 code for a protein of 576 amino acids.
GCCCCUCCGGGUGGGCGCCCAGCGGGCGGGGGCUGGGAGCCGGCCCCCUGGGAAGAGGAUGGCACUCUCCCCCAGCCAGGAGGUCACGCGCAGGCCCUCCCCCCGAACCCUCUGCAGCCCUCCCCCAACCGGAAACCCGGAGUCAGGCCUGUGCCCCCAAAGGCGUGUUUGGGGUUGCCUGUUGAGAGGAAGGCCUCCCCGUGCCCCCACCCCCGCUCCCCGUCACUCCCCCCGCCCCCCCGCGGGCAUUCCCGCCACGGAGUUCCAUGCGAUCUUCUAGUACGUUGCAUGUUUAUUGUUUAAAAGUGGGGGGACAAAACACCUUGGAGACGCCUAGGGGAGAAAGGAAAGCUACCCCACUUCUAGAGAUAGCCACUGAAAAUAUUUCAGCCUACUUCCUGCCUGGCUUUUUCCUGCACACACGUUUUGGCGCCUUAAACCGGGAUCCUCAGGCCGGCCCCCGGACUUUGGCCCUGCUCGGGAAGGGUCCCCAGAGUCAUCUCCACCCUACCGUGCGCUGGGGCUCCGCCAGGACGGACACUCGGGGGUCUCGGGGCCAUAAGCUGGGGCGGGUAGGCUGCGAGGCGAGCACCGGGCCACCAGGGCAGCGCCGAGAGGCGGGGACACGACAGGGCCACGGCGACGGCUCCGCCCGGCCAGCCCCGCCGGGGUCUCAGUGCCUCAGGAGGACAGCCUGGCGCGCGGCAGGUGUGGGAGGCACAGCUGGCAGCUCAGCUCAGGCCCUGACUCCUCCUCGACUUCACAGCACCCAAGGCCGAGGCCCUGCCAUGGCCAGCCCUGGGAAGCCUGGAGCUGGGGAGGCCCAGGAGGAGGAGGGGGAGGACGAGGGCCAGGCCCUAGGGCCACUGGCAGCGAUGCUGGAGCAGGCUCGGGAGCUGUUUCUGCUGUGUGACAAGGAGGCCAAGGGCUUUGUCACCAGGCACGACCUGCAGGGCCUGCAGAGCGACCUGCCCCUCACACCGGAGCAGCUCGAGGCUGUGUUUGAAAGUCUGGACCAGGCGCACACCGGCUUCCUAACAGCUCGGGAGUUCUGCCUUGGCCUGGGGAAAUUUGUGGGGGUGGAGUUGGCCCAGGGCGCUCCGCCCUCCCAGGCUCCGGAAGAAAUCUUCGAGGCGGGCUGGUCAGAUGCGGAAGGCACCGGGGGCUCCCUGGAGGAGGAGGAGGAAGAGCGAGUCGGUUCUGCACUGGAGCAGCUGGGGGUGGCCCAGGUCCUGGGCAAACAGCCGGCCAUUCGGACACUUUGGACCCGACUGCAGCGUGAGCGACCCGAACUGCUGGGCUCCUUCGAGGACGUUCUGUUGCAUGCCUCGGCCUGCCUGGAGGAGGCAGCCCGAGAGCGGGAGGGCCUGGAGCAGGCGCUGCGGCGGCGGGAGAGUGAGCACGAGAGGGAGCUGCGGUGUCUGUACGAGGAGAUGGAGCAGCAGCUUCGCGAGCAGCGCCAGCGCCUGCGCCCUCAGGACCUCCCCAGGGAGGAGCAGAGAGGCCGCCUAGAGCUGGAGCUGCAGAGCCGUGAGCAGGAGCUGGAACGCGCGGGGUUGAGGCAGCGGGAGUUGGAACAGCAGCUGCAGGCCGGGGCCGCUGAGCAGCUGGAGGCGCAGGCGCAGAACGCCCAGCUGUGGCUGACCAACGAGGCGCUGCGGACGCAGCUGCAGGGGGCACAGGAGCAGCUCCGCAGGCUGGAGGGCGACAGGCAGGGUCGCCGGGAGCAAACCCAACGAGACAUGGUUGCUGUCUCCAGGAACAUGCAGAAAGAGAAGCUCAGCCUCCUGCGGCAACUGGAACUCCUCAGGCAGCUGAACACAAGGCUACGAGAUGAGAGGGACGUCCGUGAGGCCAAGCGGCUGGGCAGUAGCCACAGGAAGGCUCUGACCACGGCCCCUCUGCCAGGCCCUCCCUGCUGCUGCUGCUGCUGCUGUUGCAGUAGCUGGGCUCGCCCCCCCAGACGGGGCUCUGGCCACCUUCCCAGUGCCCGAUGACCAGGCCAAGUGACUCACUGGGUGUUACUUGGUUACUCAGAGAAACGGCCCCUUGAAGGUGACUCGUCAUGGCCAGGGGCUGCCCAUCCGGGAGACGGGUUGCCAGUGGACUGUCUGGCCCACCUGACUGGCAGGCAUGAAGGAACUAAUCUGGGGCGGUCAGAGUCUCAUGUAGCCCAGUCCCAUCCCAUCGAAACCAGCAGAACCCCCUCUUCCAAAUAAAGUCUACUGACCUUAA